Ostertagia ostertagi is the source of this 264-nucleotide messenger RNA. The record is from the annotation of a GenBank genome assembly. NCBI's taxonomy places the organism in Eukaryota, Metazoa, Nematoda, Chromadorea, Rhabditida, Trichostrongylidae.
AUGAAUGCUACGCUGCAAGCGCUUGCGUCCGUUUUUCCAUUUUACUACCGCAUGCAGGUGAUUCAGCAGCGCUGUGUUGAAGGAUAUGAGUGUUCAGAGUUUGUAAAGCGAUUCAAUGACGUGCUACAAAACCUUGUUUCCCCCGAUCGAGUUCUGGACAACAAGUAUGGAUCCGCUACGAAAGUCUCGGUUCUCGAAGCCCUAAGAACAGCAGCGGGCAAAGAACUAGGGUCGGAUCCAGACUUUGGCUCAAGUGUGCAGCAG